Phanerochaete carnosa HHB-10118-sp is the source of this 708-nucleotide messenger RNA. RefSeq lists its product as uncharacterized. Gene Ontology annotation, biological process: cellular heat acclimation. Gene Ontology annotation, molecular function: transcription corepressor activity. Bases 151 to 513 code for a protein of 120 amino acids. Gene Ontology annotation, cellular component: cytosol; nucleus. NCBI's taxonomy places the organism in Eukaryota, Fungi, Basidiomycota, Agaricomycetes, Polyporales, Phanerochaetaceae. The record is from RefSeq and is a predicted model, not a curated record. The transcript has 3 exons.
CUCUAGGUUGCUUUCUCACCAGCCGGAAACAUCUUUGUAGUCCCCGGUACAUAUACGCGCGUACGUAUUAUCCAAGACACGGCCUCCAAAAAUGAUUGCCGUUGCCGUCGUGCUCCCCAAUACAAGGCGCUCACAGUUUCCAGAUUUGCCAUGGCUCCUCCAUCGUCUGCGGCACUGCCUUUGAACGUGCCUGCGACACCCUCUCGCUCUCCCAUUCCCCCGUCGCCCAGCAGCUCCACCGCGGUCUCUUCCAACAGCACGAAGCCCGCGAGCACCUCGUCGGACAUCUCCAGCCCGCACGAACUGACCGCUUUCGUCGAGAACCUCCUCGAGCAGCUUGACGCAAAAUUCGAGGACAUGUCCUCCCAGAUCCUCGAUCGAAUGAUGCAAAUGUCCAGCCGGGUGGACGCACUGGAGGCGUCUAUCCAAGAUAUCAUCAAUUCGGGCGACGGCCCCUCCCCCGCAUCUGGCCUGCCGCAGUCCCCGACUGCCCAGCGCAAGGGCAGCACUUAAGCGUGUGCGUUCAGGCAUGCAACGCCGAGUCUCCCGCUGCUUCUCGAACCGGAUCCUGCAUACCGCCCUCUUUCCCGUCUGUUACAUCACACCCUGUACCCCGUACCGUAAUUCACUAGCCACUGAACGAUACCUAAUACAUUUCAUUACUGGCGCAUGGGCGGAUCCACCUGCGCGGCACCUCCGAGGGUACUG